AUGACUGCCCAAUAUAUUGAAGUCCUUGACCCAAAUAAUGGUGAACCUGUGCGAGUUAAUCUUUCCAAUGGAGCCUUGUUGAUAUCCUCUAUUGAUGGUCUUUUUCGUGGCACUUUUGGUUUGAAAUAUAAAGAUGUGACUACUGGCGCUAAAUACGGUGUUUCAACUGAUCCAAUCAAUCAAGUUUUUUUGGCGCCUAAAGACGGAUGGGGAAACAAAACUUAUGAACUUGUAUAUUCGCCUAACCGGUCUGCUAGUGUCACUCCUGAUCGACCUACCUCUCCUUGGAUGCAUGUUCAACGAGAGCUUCCGACUAUUAAUUCUGUUAGCAAAUUUUGCUUUUACCUCAAGAAAGAAGUUAAUUCGAAUAAAGAAAACAAAACGGGGAAGGAAGUUAAAAUUGAAGUAAAAUCAUGCGUCACAAGAAUUAGCAAAAGAUAUUUUGCAACUUAUCACCACAAGUCGCAUAAGGAUUUUAAAGAAGGAAAGGAGGUUGAAAUAUUUCCCAAUGAAGGAGAAGAGCCUUUUAAAGCAACGUGCAAAUUUGUCAACGAAAAAUGGGACUUUAUAUUAUUCAAAUCUAAUGAAGAUGUUGAAGGUGAUGGACCUAAUAUUUCUCAAAGUUUUUAUCCUGGUGAACGUAUAAUUUUAUAUGGUCGAGCAGGAAAAAAUGGAACAUUGGCUCCUCAAGAGGGAAUUAUAAAUUCAACACUACAAUAUUGGGACAAGGACAAAAUGUAUGCCUCUUUCUUGCUCGGCACAAUCAAAACUGAUCAUGGUGAUAGUGGAGGAGGAGUUUUCGAUUUUGGUGGAUUGAUUGGCAUGAGUGUUGGAAACACACACUUUAGUGACCCUCAGUAUAGUGUUGCUGCUACGUCUGCUGCUCAUUUCAAUUCAAAAAAUUAUAUUAUUAUGGCAAAGGAUUUGCUUGCUGUUGUGGAUACACUUGAAGGAACGAAAAAUGACCAAUUCAUCCAAAAGCCUUUACCAGGAAUGCCUCCAAUUGCUAGAAAUGAUGAACCACCACAUAAAAAGAAAAAGGGCAAUGAGACUGAUGACGAUUUUUAA
Molecule: messenger RNA, 1068 nt
Organism: Meloidogyne enterolobii
Lineage: Eukaryota; Metazoa; Nematoda; Chromadorea; Rhabditida; Meloidogynidae
Source: the annotation of a GenBank genome assembly